Messenger RNA from Schistocerca gregaria, 3998 nucleotides. RefSeq lists its product as uncharacterized. The coding region runs from base 62 to 1063 and encodes 333 amino acids. NCBI's taxonomy places the organism in Eukaryota, Metazoa, Arthropoda, Insecta, Orthoptera, Acrididae. The record is from RefSeq and is a predicted model, not a curated record. The transcript has 2 exons.
AGGCGUGCCACCAUCACAGCUGUCACACGUUCUGUUGAAGGCCGUUGUGGAAGACGCACAGAUGCGUGGAAGGAUGUGCAAACUGCUGUACCAGACUUUGUUACUGUUUCUGUUAUGCUUCCAUUGUGGUGCUAAUGAUUUUUUUCAUAAAUGGCAUUUCCAAAGCCAUACACACUCAGAAAUAAAGGAUACAGUAAAUUCUAAGCAUGCAAGCAAUUGUGUACAUCUGCAAACAGAGACAAGUAAUAAACAAACACAAGCAGAAUUAACAGUUUUGGGAAACCAUGAGUCUUGGUCUAACAUUCCAACAAUUCAGACAAAUGAAGCCCAAAACAGUUAUGGCACAAAACAUAAUAGAGACUUAUUAUACAUAGAUAAGGAAAAAAUGUAUCAAAGGAAGAAAAUUGAUGAUUUUUCUUCUAAAAUCUCAAAUUCGGUGCUGUAUGGUGAUACAAAUAAAUUGAAAUUAUUCGAGGAAUCAUCACUAGAAACACUUGUAGAUUUUGCAAUAGAUAUGCUUAAUCAGGAGAUUAAAAGAGAGGGAAAUAGUAAAAUAAAAAUACCUGAUGUCAAUGAAACAUUUCAUGAACAGGUUGGUCCUUUGAAAGUUAAAGGAGAAUUCAGUGCCAGAAAGGGUUGGUUCCACUCAUUGUCUUCCUUAUACCGCACUGAUCAAAUCUAUGUAUCACGAGGAGGAAAUGUUCUUACUGUGCUUAUUAGUGUUGGUUUAAGGGAAAUGAUCAUUGAUUAUGAUGACUACAAGUUUAAGUUUAUGGAAGUAGGUCCUACAGGGAAAAUUGAAGCUCAAGUUGUAAAUAACUCCAUUGAAAUGAUUUUAACUGUUGAUAUUAGUGGUUCAAGAUGCAAAAUAAAACUCUCUGAUAUCAAAAUUACAACAUUCAGUGGCCUCAAAAUGCAUGUAACUGGUCUUGGCAAAUUAAGUUUUUUUGUAUCUAAAGUAACAACUUGGAUUAUUGAACUAUUUCAUGAAGAAAUUAAAGAAAAAGCUGAAAGAAUACUGGCAAGAGCUUUAGAAGGUGUUCUGGAUAAUAUAAAAUGUUAAAGUUGUGAAAUUUCUAGGCUUUUGUUUUCUAUACAUGUUACCACAGAAUUUCUUUAACAAUAAAAUUUUAAAGUAUGGAGUACAUUUCCUAUUAAUCAUUUUGUUAUUCUUUCUCUUUCACUGUGCAUGCAACCAUCUUGUAUCAUAUGUAGGGACUUCAGAAAAUAAGUAAAAAAUAAGUUACACAUACUGCCCCAUGUGCAGACCAUUGCAAAACAAUGGCUGGGCAUUGUCAUAAGGGAGUACAUAUUUCUAGUUCCCUGCAGACAGUUUUGCUGCAAUAUGGGUAGCAGACACAGUGACUAACAUUGUGCAGCAACUGGAAAUAGACUCCAGCAUGUAAUUAUAUGGGGCAGUAUGAUUCUUGAGGGCAAAAGAUCUAAAUUGCUCACAGAUUCACCAUGAAAUUUUGCAGAUAAAUGGAUCAAAUGCAGUGUCACAUUCAUCCAUAGUGAAAUGGUGCCACCAAUUAAGACCAAGGCUGCACAGAUAUGUUUGACAUAAUCAGGAAAGAAGGCCAUUGACAUACACCAAAGGUAAUCAUUUUGGCAAGCUGAAAGGAUAUCUGUGUGAAAGAGAUUUUCCAAUAAUGAGGGUGUUCACACAAUGGUUCUCGAAUGGCUUCAUGACCAAGAAGCACAUUUCUAACAUUGAGGAAUUCAACAAUAAGUAGAACUUCCCAACUGAUGUUUACAGAGACGGCAAUUUUGUUGAAAAAUAGUGUCGUGCACUGAAGUAUAUUGCAGUACUCAAUAAAAUUUAGUUGCCCUGCACAAUAAUGUGUAACUUAUUUUUUGAGAUCCCUUUAUACAAAACAUGACAAAAACUUCAGAUUAUUCAAGGAGUAAAAGUAGUCAGUAGAGACUAGAAAUGAAGUUUGUGUACUUGCUAAAAACCUGCCAGCAGCUUGAGGUUGCUUGUAAAUAAGUACCAAAGUUUGGAUGUGCUCCACAUACAGUGAAAAUGAUAUACUGCAGUCUAUGUUUUGUUAUUCACUAUGCCGUAUAGUAUGGACAGACUUGAAAACAUAAAUCCAGAGCUCUAUAUAAAAUGCGAAGGAUGGCAAAUAACUGAAAGUGAUGAAGAUAAUAGUGUGUAAGCUACAUUCGGCUUUGUUGUCUGGAAUUUUUAAAUGCUCUCUUACAUCAUCAGGUUUACACAACUAAAUCUAAUGCUUCAAGAUGGCUGGGUGGCUACAAGUAUAAAAUUUCAAUCUUUUGUUACCCUAUAUUCUUCAAGUUGCAUUGUGUUUCCCAGACAGAGUUCCAUGUGGCUUUUGUGUAUUAAUGGUCUUUGGUGUCUCUUACAUCAAGAAAAUAGCAUUAUGCUAUUAGACAUCUUGAUUUAUUCACUGGUAGGUAAUUAGCUACCCAUUAUGUACAGUACAUCACGUCCACUGGUGUCAUGCAAUAGUUAAAUUUACAGAGCAACUUUGACAUACAUCUAACCUCUAGCACGUACACAUUCCAGGUUACGUUUACCUCAGAAAAAUUUGAGGUCUUUGGAAAAUUUCUAUAGUCAUAUAAUUUCUUACAGUAUUACUUCAAUAUAUAAAUGUUUAUCAAAAGCCAAUACUGGUGUUAUAAUUAGAACAGGUAUUAAAGGUUAUUUUACAUCAAUUAAAUGUUGUAAUUCUCACACUUAAAUAUAGUAAUGAUUUUACAGUUUUGUUUGUUAAUAGUACAUGUUAGUAGUACAGACAGCAAUGACUAAACAUGAAACAGAAAGUCAUUGUUCACAAUGGGAUACUCAAGAAACUGAUUGGCAACAGCUGAGGAGCCAACCCACACCUCCUAAUGACUUCUGCACUUCCACUUUUUGUAUCAGCCACAAAGUACACUGCUCCUGUAUGCAGUGCUUCAGUUCAUGCUAAGCAAGUCGAUAUUUCAGUCAACGAUACUGCAAGGAUCAUCUCAGGAUGCUUGAAGCUGACACCAGUGCAGAAAUUGUAUCCGACUGUUGAAACAGCCCCACCCAACAUCUGGAGGACCACUGCUGCAGACAAUGAGAGAACAAAGCAGGAGAAAGACCACCAACAUCUUAUGUAUGGUCAUCAGGGAGCAAGAUCUCACCUUAAAUCCCACAAGAGCUUCCUUGCUAGGACUGCACCACUGGAGGAGCACCAGACAUGACUCAUCUUGUAACAUGGAAGAGCUCACUGCCCGUAGAUGUAUCACCAAAAGAAGAACUAGCUCCUGGCGCAAAACCUACAAUACCUUUAUGGAGGUCCCUCAAACACCUAAGAGUGGGAAACCCCGAUGCAAGACCAACCUGAAGAAAUGGGGAAUCCUUCCAGCAAGCACAGAUAAUAUGCGCAGACAGUCUGUGACUGGGGCGCUAAAGAUGAUCCAACCCACCUACUUGUAUGCCUCUCCUGGACAACCUGAUCACAAUACAAGAUGUUUAUGAUGAAAUUGACAAAGCUAUAGCAGCUAAUAUUUUUUGGAAAUGCUAACUGGACAUGGAAAUGAUGAAUGCAUGUAAUUUGAACAAAGGGUGAAAUUUGGUGCUAGCUUAUCAAUAUCAUAAUUUAAACUUAUUUUCUUUAAAGAUGUGACUUUUUUUAGUGGUUUGAUUUAUUUAACAGUAUUAAUUAUAACUGGAAUUUUGGUGUUGACACUGAGACUAAUCAGCUGUACUUUGAAAAGAUGUUAUUUACAAUGCAAUGUAAUUUUUCUUAUUUCAAAUAAUCCUCAGUCUACCAAAUUUGAGGGAAAGUGGAUGUUUUCUGGAUUCUCUUGUCACCUCAGCUUUCAAACGGGACAUAAAUUUCAAAAAGGGAAAUAGUUUUUGUAUUAUGAAAUUUUGUAAAUGAUUUGUUUCUUGAAUUUCAAUGUUAAUUUCAUAUUCUGGUAAAUUUGAAUGUUGAUUAUGAGUUGUGGCUAGCAACAAAGAUGUUUGAGAAUCAUUGUUAAUUAAAGUGUUUUACAAUGCU